AUGUACGAUGUGACGAGCCCCACGAACUUCCUCACGUCACUAUACCGGAUGAAGGCUUUAUGGAGGAUGGUCGUUCUCGGCCUCUUCGUCUUGGCCGUUACAGCCGAAGAGGAAAAAGUGGAAGUCGUGAAAGGCGUGGAAGAAAGUCCGGCAGCUCUCAAACCGACUCUGGAAGACGCGGUGAAAGAGUUGGUGGAUCGAGUUCCCAGGCAAUCUCACGGGCGAUUACGAUCACAGAGUAGCCGAGACGAUUUUCGCCGAAGCAGAAGCCGCGACGACAGCGACGAGGGACACUGGAGGGAUAGGAGCGAAAGAAGAGAAAGCCGCAACCGAGGGAGCAGGGACAGCCGGGAAAGCCGGGAAAGUCGGGAAGAUCGGUUCCGGUCUUCGGAUUUCCGUUCUCGCUCCCGUUCCCGUUCCCGUGACAUAGACGACUCGUCCUUGCGUUCCUCGACACGAUCGAGCGAGGAAGAGCCGGUACCUCGCAUUCAAGUCCCUCUUCCCAAGGCAACCGAUAAGCAGCAAGACCGCUCUAAGGAAUCGGAAUCCAGUGAACCUGACGGAUUCUUCCAACAAGCAGACUCUUCCUUCUCCAAGGAGUCUGAGUCUGACGAAAACGAAAAGGAAAAGAACAUUUUCAACAUGAAGCUCUACAACAACUUCGGAGUCGGAAAGAAGCUGGACCUCCUCGGGAUGAGCGUGGAGACGGGGCUUCACCACAGGCAGAAGGACAAGUUCCACAUCUCUCGAAACCGAACGCCGAUCGAGCAGUUCAUCAAGCGCCUCAUUGGACGAGCUGGGAACAUCCUCGGUACUCUGGGGAACAUCGGUCGCAUGGUCUUUGGAUUCCUGCCGGGCGUCGACGAGGACAACAGCUCCAGCUCGGAACGAAGAAAGAGAUCGGUAGAUGAUGCCGCAGAGACAGACGAGUCAGAGGAAAAGGAUCUACAGUGCCUUUACAAGGGAAUCUGCACUUUCAUGGCCUCCAGCGACGAAGACCUGAAGAUCCUCGGGGGUCCCUUGUAUCCCUUCAUCAAGAAACUCAUCAGAGCGUCGCGUCUGUCGUCAGACUUGGAGAAACCCAAGGUCCUGGGCCUGAAAGCGAAGAACUUGAAGAUUUGCGAUUCGACAUUUGUGGGAUGCCCAACGACUCAGUCCCAUCUGCGAAAUUCCAUCGCUCACGUCGUCGUCAACGAAAUCGAAAACAUCAUCUUCCCAGGCAUCAGCCUCAGAGAGAUCGACGAAAAAUAA
Messenger RNA from Darwinula stevensoni, 1251 nucleotides. Lineage: Eukaryota; Metazoa; Arthropoda; Ostracoda; Podocopida; Darwinulidae. The record is from the annotation of a GenBank genome assembly.